CACUUGUACUCGAACUCAUGAUAUUGUCUUGUUCAUAGACAGUUUCUGUAAAACAGUGAUUAAUCUAAAAAUGGCAUGUUUUUUUAUCUAAAUAUUCAAAGCGGUGUCAACUGUUGAUUCAUUUCCUUCACAUGAAGUCUCCUCCAUCUCAUCGUCCGAGAAGCUAAAUUCUUGCUCAGCCCUAUGUAUGUCGUGUCCUGGUGUUAAAUCACACGUCCAACUGUUAGCAGCAGAUGAAUAAUACAGCUGUUUGUGCUGGUAGUAUAAAUUAUAGAGUGUCUUGCUUAUUUUUUCAUUGCAAUGUUCAGUGGAAUCGCUUCGCUUUUCCAUUGUAUACACUGUACUGUAUAUGUAUUUGUGUGUGGUUGUAGUACCUCAGCCAUGUGGUCGGGGCUGCAGUGACAUCAUGUGGGAGGAUCUCAGACCAGUAUAGCAAGCCUCGCCCUCUUCCCAAAAUGUAUUGAUGGGUGUGGCCUAAUAACUGAUCAGCACGUGAACUAUAAGUCAUUGAACACGUGGUUCAGCCAUUGUUAUAGAAGUCUAUUAUACGUACCUCUGCUUAUAGCGGUGCGAUGGCCUACCUACCAACCACAGUUUUUAUUCUACCACAACUCCAUCAAGAUCCAAAUCUACUGUUUCCCAAAGCCAAAGGACACAACUACCUGUACCUCAUGACAGAUCUAGCUUACAUGCCUAGAAUGGCUUUGGAAGACUUAGUUGAUGAUGUUAUGAAUGACAGAGAGGAAAUGUCUGACAAUGAAUGACAAUGAAGACUUUCGCUUUGGUGAUUUGGAUGACCCAGACGUAGUAGACCCGCCUCCAUACCGUUGAUCAGCGAGUUUAUACACUCUCUGAUGCCCCUCCUUCCCAUGCUGAUCAGCUUAUGACUAUGAUGCAACAGCAGCAAGCUCAACUUCAAAAAGUACUUGAUGGACAACAAGCAAUGGAAUUACGUCAAAGUGUAAUGGAUACCAAACUGGCUAGUUUACAGGAACUCCUCACCCUCAAGCAGCUCUGAUGGGAAACGAAAACGUGUGGUCACUCGCACAUUAUCCUGCAAAGUAUAUGCAGUUCAUAAGCAACUGGAUGUUCUGUUUGAUACAUCUGAAGUAUUCUCUUCCAGUCACAACAAAGGUGUUCAAGAAACAAUUGUGCAAGAGAUACAAGAUCAACCUGAAUGCAAAUUUAGUGACAAAGAUAUAAGACGUAGGUAUUGCAUACUUUUCCGUCUUUAGUAUUUAAGGAGAUGUUAUGAAAACCUAAGGCGGACAUUCCUUGAACAACAAUCGGGAAAAGAAGAGCUCGUUGAGCAACAGUCCAAACGCAGAAAGUAUCGUUCUCGGCGUGAAAGAUUAAUUUUUAUGAUAAACUAGUAGUAUUUUAUUUGCUAUUUAAUUAUAGAAAUUUCAAAGGCGGUCAUCUGUGGUAACAAAGAACGAGAUGGAUAAGUAUUGGAAAUUGCUCAGUCUGGCUUAUGUCACGGAAGAGAGUGACGAUCCAGACAACCCCAAUGGUAUCAUUAAACACAAACUUGACUGGCGUUCUGAGAGACUUUCCACUUUCAUGAGCACCCUAGACUCACGCAUUGCCAAGAAGCAACCUACAUCUCCAGGGUUAGUGGCUAAAAAAGUACGGAAGCUGGGUGAACCUUCCAAUACUACACCACCGGAUGAUGCUCCUAAAUGGGCUGUCAACAGCGAUGUUAUUCAGAGUACAUCACGCAACAAAGAGAACGUCUCGCCAGAUGAUAAUGCUCAAGCUCGCGAUCAAGCUGUCUAGUGACAUGAACAUUGUGAACAUAAUUAUUGUGCACAUGCAUGGUUGUGAAAAAGUAUUGGAUGAUGUCAUUAAAAAAAUUAAUUUAUCAAUGAGUUUACAAGCGAGUUUACACAAAA
This is a messenger RNA of Halichondria panicea, 1895 nucleotides long. RefSeq lists its product as uncharacterized. The record is from RefSeq and is a predicted model, not a curated record. The coding region runs from base 1441 to 1779 and encodes 112 amino acids. Lineage: Eukaryota; Metazoa; Porifera; Demospongiae; Suberitida; Halichondriidae. The transcript is spliced from 6 exons.